Molecule: messenger RNA, 1764 nt
Organism: Saccostrea echinata
Lineage: Eukaryota; Metazoa; Mollusca; Bivalvia; Ostreida; Ostreidae
Exons: 1
Coding region: 1-1764 (587 amino acids)
Source: RefSeq, a predicted model, not a curated record
AUGCUAGCAUAUCUUGAUUCGUCAUCUGGGAUAAAGACAAUUAUAUCCAAACUACCAUACAGUUUACAAGAAAAGUGGACUAAUAGAGCUGUGAAAUAUAAGAAGGAACACAGUGCUAUAUUUCCUCCAUUUCAAGUCUUUGUGGAAUUCAUAAAGGAUAUAAGCAAGGCGAAGAAUGACCCAGGAUUCAACUAUGUAUCAGACACAAGCAGCACCAACAAAUUUGCUGCUCCAAAACUAUUAAGUUAUGCAAGAAACAAGGUCAAUGUGAACAAGACAGGUGUUGACGUAACUGCUCCACUUGAACGUUGUAUCAUCCACAAAACCAAACAUACUCUAGACGACUGUAGAGGAUUCCGGUCAAAGUCGGUAGAGGAAAGGAAGAGACUCUUGAAAGAAAACAACGUAUGCUUCAGAUGUUGUGCUUCUAACACUCACAAAAGUCGUGAAUGCAAUGCUGUUAUCUCAUGCAAGGAAUGUGGAAGCAAGCAUUAUACAACCGCUCUGCACCUUACCAGAAAUGACAAAGUGGUUUCUAUGGAUUCUAAGGCAACUCAUCAAGCGAAUGGCGGGGAGGAAAACAAAUGCACUCCUAAUUCAUCAUUAAAGGAGAACGGCGGGGAGUCAAGGGGUAACAUCAGGUCCAACAAUGUGUCAGAGGUCAACUCAAGCUGCACUGAGAUAUGCAGAGAACCUUACAGUGGAAAGUCAUGUGCCAAGAUCUUGCCAGUUCAUGUGUUUCAUCGUGACAAUCCACACAAGUCGGUGAAGAUGUACGCAGUAAUUGAUGAUCAGAGCAACCGCUCAUUAGCCUCCCCAGAAUUCUUUGAGUUGUUUUGUGUGAAGGAUAAACCACAGAACUACACUAUAUCAACCUGUUCUGGCAAAGUUGUAACUUCUGGAAGAAGAGGAAAGGGGUUCAUUGUUAGAUCGAUAGAAGGCAAUGUAGACUUUGAGCUACCAACCUUGACUGGGUGCGACCAUAUACCAAACAAUCGAGAUGAAAUGCCAACACCUGAAGUCACACUUCAUCAUGAACAUCUCACAGAAAUUGCUUGGAACCUUCAACCACUUGAUGAAGAAUGUCACAUUCUUUUGCUGAUAGGACGCGAUUUGAUAGAGACCCAUCAUGUUCUACAUCAGAUCUUUGGUCCUCUGAAAGCUCCUUAUGCACAACAACUCAAACUUUGCUGGGUUGUCAUCGGAGAAACUUGUCUCAACAUGCAAGAUGCCUCACGUGAUCUAAGUGUUAAGAACCUUUCCCUUCUACCAACUGGUCAGCCUUCAGCUAUGGAGCCAUGCAGCAACAAGUUUGAGGUACGGAAACUUGUAGUUCAGUCUUUGUCUGAUGAGUCGCAGCUAUUUAUCAGGACAAAGGACGACGAUGAACAAGGCAUGUCAAUAGAGGAUAAAGUGUUCUUGCAACAGAUGGAUAGUGAAUUUAUCAGAGACUCUUCAGGAAGUAGGGUGGCCCCACUGCCCUUUCGGGAGAAUCGACAGCAGUUACCGAACAACAAACAGGAAGCCGUUCAGCGUGCUAAACUUCUUGAUGUAAGCCUUAAGAAGAACCCUGUGAAAAAAGGACACUUUCUUACAUUCAUGGCUAAGAUUCUGGACAAUCAUCAUGCAGAAGUUGCCCCAAAGUUGUCUGAUGGAGAUGAAUGUUGGUUUCUGCCCCUAUUUGGUGUUUAUCAUCCCAAAAAAACCCAGAUCAGAUUAGGGGCGUGUUCGACUCAUUGGCUAAAUUUGAGGGAGUUUCCCUAA